AUGCGCAGCUGGACCCUCUUUCCUUUGGAAAAAGAGCGAUAUAUCUGCCCAAAUCCGGGGGCGGUGAUGAGUUGGGGUUUUAGCCACCUCUCAUUCAGAUCAUUUGAAGCAUAUGGCCGGGUAGUGGUAGGUGAAUACCUGGAAAAAACUGAGGUUCUCUUAGGAGGAAUGAAGAGAAAGGCAGAUGUUAGGUGGAUCACAAUAGUGCUGGAUCCAGAUACAAAGACUGUAACUGUGCUGUUCGUGAGGAACGUGGCCGACGACACCAGGUCUGAAGAUUUACGCCGUGAAUUUGGUCGUUAUGGUCCUAUAGUUGAUGUGUAUGUUCCACUUGAUUUCUACACUCGUCGUCCAAGAGGAUUUGCUUUCGUUCAAUUUGAGGAUGUUCGUGAUGCCGAAGAUGCAUUACAUAAUUUGGACAGAAAAUGGAUUUGUGGACGUCAAAUUGAAAUCCAGUUUGCGCAGGGAGAUCGAAAGACACCAAAUCAAAUGAAAGCGAAGGAAGGAAGGAAUGUAUACAGUUCUUCUCGCUACGAUGAUUAUGACAGAUAUAGACGUUCUAGAAGCCGGAGUUAUGAAAGGAGGCGAUCAAGAAGUCGGUCUUUUGAUUACAACUAUAGAAGAUCUUACAGUCCUAGAAAUAGACCGACUGGAAGACCACGGCGUAGCAGAAGCCAUUCCGACAAUGAUAGAUUCAAACACCGAAAUCGAUCUUUUUCAAGAUCUAAAUCCAAUUCAAGAUCAUGGUCCAAGUCCCAGCCCAAGAAAGAAAUGAAGGCUAAAUCACGUUCUAGGUCUGCAUCUCACACCAAAACUAGAGGCACCUCUAAAACAGAUUCCAAAACACAUUAUAAGUCUGGCUCAAGAUAUGAAAAGGAAUCAAGGAAAAAAGAACCACCUAGAUCCAAAUCUCAGUCAAGAUCACAGUCUAGGUCUAGGUCAAAAUCUAGAUCAAGGUCUUGGACUAGUCCUAAGUCCAGUGGCCACUAAUAGCUUAAACCAUGAUAUUUUUAGGCAUGUAUCAUUCAUUUACUCAUAGUUUGGUUUACUUAAAUUAUCAGGAAUACAAUGUUGCAAUGAUGCUUAAAAAAAACACACAACACUUGUUAGUUUUCCCUGUACCAGGCAAUGGUUAUAAUUAAAAUGAUAUGCUGUUGAGAAGC
This is a messenger RNA of Choloepus didactylus (southern two-toed sloth), 1163 nucleotides long. RefSeq names its product serine/arginine-rich splicing factor 10-like. Gene Ontology annotation, molecular function: RNA binding. Lineage: Eukaryota; Metazoa; Chordata; Mammalia; Pilosa; Megalonychidae. The record is from RefSeq and is a predicted model, not a curated record. The transcript is spliced from 3 exons. The coding region runs from base 1 to 990 and encodes 329 amino acids.